Pyricularia grisea is the source of this 1458-nucleotide messenger RNA. RefSeq lists its product as uncharacterized. Bases 235 to 1203 code for a protein of 322 amino acids. Gene Ontology annotation, biological process: cytochrome c-heme linkage. Gene Ontology annotation, molecular function: holocytochrome-c synthase activity. The transcript has 3 exons. The record is from RefSeq and is a predicted model, not a curated record. NCBI's taxonomy places the organism in Eukaryota, Fungi, Ascomycota, Sordariomycetes, Magnaporthales, Pyriculariaceae. Gene Ontology annotation, cellular component: mitochondrion.
UUUCAAUGCGCCCAAGUUUAUUGGAGAGAAAAGUUGAGCAGGAAUCGACUUGCUGUAAAAAAAAGACAAAAAAAUAACAUUCUGAUUGUUUGCAAAAGAUUUCAACGACAACAACACCCUCAACUAUUCCAACUAUUCUAAACCCUAAAUUCCCCUGCAAGUUUGACUUGCUCCAUCCAUACUUUACUUUGCCUAAGACCACCUAGUCACAUCAACCAUAAAAACCAAAACACCAUGGGCUGGUUUUGGUCAGACAGUCCCGCGCCGCCUGCGUCUGCGCCGGCCGCACCACACCCUGCCACACCCGCCGGAACACCACCACCCGGUUGCCCGAUGCACAAGAAGACGAUCGACGCCCUGAACCCAACAGCAGCAGCAAACAACACCAGCUCGACUCAAGCAACACCACCGUCAUCAUGCCCCGUCGCCCACGACCAGGCCCCGGCACAGAAACAGCAGUCUGCCCUCUCCCGCCUCAACCCCCUCAACUACAUGUUCCCUGACCUCUCCAACGCGCCGGCCCCGAACCAAACCAUCGCGCUACCCACAGAGCGCGAGAACUCCACCAUCCCACGCGGCGGCGGCGAGGGCAACUGGGAGUACCCGUCGCCGCAGCAAAUGUACCACGCCCUGCUGCGAAAGGGCUAUACCGACACGGACCCCACCGCCGUCGAGGCCAUGGUAGCCUGCCACAACUUCCUCAACGAGGGAGCCUGGGCCGAGAUUGUGGACUGGGAGAGGCGCUUCAGCAAGGGACUGGUCCGCGGCUGGCAGAUCAGCCGUCAGGGUGAGGAGAGGGCCCCGCAGAUUCUGCGCAGGCUCGAGAGGGACGAGGGCGCCGAGCCCGUCGUCCCUAGCCUCGUCAGGUUCCAGGGAAGGCCCAAGGAUAUGACGCCCAAGGCGGCGUUUUUCCAGGUUAUGGGCUGGCUGUAUCCCUCGAAGUUUGAAACCGAGCCGCCUUUUGAUCGUCAUGACUGGUACGUCCAGCGAGACAUCAACGGCCAAAAGAAGGAGGUCCGCUACGUUAUCGAUUACUACUCUGGUCCGCCAGAGCCCACCGGCGAGCCUGUCUUCUACCUCGACGUGCGCCCUGCUGCCACACCGACCGGUGCGGCGGAGCGCCUCAUUAGAUGGGGCAGCGACGUCUGGUGGCGUGCCGCUGGCCUCGAGGCCAGGGAGCAGCAGCAAGGCAAGGCCCAGUAGUGAAAUUAGGCUUUGGCCUCGACGUUCUACGGGCCCGAUUUGCUAAUGCGAUGAUAUGCGAUGAGUUUUGCGGGGGAAGACUUGUUUAUGCUAACAAUGUACCAAAAACACAAAAUCCCCUCCCCCUUUGUUUGGACAGGCAGGGCAGGGUUUUCUCUACUCUCUGUAUGAUAUUUUAUCCGGGAUAAUCACAUUUAUCCCUGAUGUACCUAAGUUAUAAUAAUGCUGUAUUGAUACCUUGACGAUACGCAGGAC